Molecule: messenger RNA, 3620 nt
Organism: Echinops telfairi (small Madagascar hedgehog)
Lineage: Eukaryota; Metazoa; Chordata; Mammalia; Afrosoricida; Tenrecidae
Gene: MAK
Product: male germ cell associated kinase
Exons: 15
Coding region: 306-2210 (634 amino acids)
Biological process (GO): intraciliary transport; protein phosphorylation; cilium assembly
Cellular component (GO): cilium; nucleus; cytoplasm
Molecular function (GO): protein serine/threonine kinase activity; ATP binding
Source: RefSeq, a predicted model, not a curated record
AGUGGCCCGCGCGCUAGCGCGCCGGGCUGUUUCCUAGGAGAUGAAACACACAAGCCGCGGGAGCUUCAUAAGGGAGCUAACGAGGAUGUUCAUAAGAAUGGAAGCACUGUUUCCUUGCCAGAUUCCUUAUUGCUGUAGUUCAUGAACCUUCUGAAUCUUGGGGAAGAGCCUGCAUUGAAUGAUGAUAAACCUGUCACCAGCCUAAGGAGUCUGAGGGAAAAACAAAAAGAGUAAAAGAAGCAUUUAAAUUUCUCUUCAACAAGAAAGUCAUUUCCAUCAACCAUUCCUGCCGCAUUUUUUCCGAGAUGAACCGAUAUACAACCAUGAGGCAGUUGGGGGACGGCACCUAUGGCAGUGUGCUUAUGGGCAAGAGCAACGAGUCGGGGGAGCUGGUGGCCAUCAAGAGGAUGAAGAGAAAGUUCUACUCUUGGGAUGAGUGUAUGAACCUAAGAGAAGUUAAGUCUCUGAAGAAGCUUAAUCAUGCCAAUGUGAUUAAACUGAAAGAAGUUAUCAGAGAAAAUGACCAUCUUUAUUUUAUAUUUGAAUAUAUGAAAGAAAAUCUCUAUCAAUUAAUGAAAGACAGAAACAAACUGUUCCCUGAAUCAGUCAUCAGAAAUAUUAUGUAUCAAAUAUUGCAAGGCCUGGCUUUUAUUCAUAAACAUGGUUUCUUCCAUAGGGACAUGAAACCAGAGAACUUGCUUUGUAUGGGUCCAGAACUUGUGAAAAUAGCUGACUUUGGACUCGCCAGAGAAUUAAGGUCCCAGCCACCAUAUACUGAUUAUGUAUCUACCAGAUGGUAUCGUGCACCUGAAGUUUUAUUACGGUCGUCGGUUUAUAGCUCUCCCAUCGAUGUGUGGGCUGUUGGGAGUAUCAUGGCUGAACUGUACACGUUACGACCGCUUUUCCCAGGGACAAGUGAGGUGGAUGAAAUCUUUAAAAUUUGCCAAGUUUUAGGAACUCCCAAAAAGAGUGACUGGCCAGAAGGGUACCAGCUUGCAUCCUCUAUGAAUUUCCGCUUUCCCCAGUGUGUUCCUAUAAACUUAAAAACUCUCAUUCCCAAUGCCAGUAAUGAAGCUAUUCAACUCAUGACUGAUAUGUUGAAUUGGGACCCAAAGAAACGACCAACGGCAAGCCAGGCUUUGAAACACCCGUAUUUCCAAGUUGGCCAAGUAUUAGGCGCCUCUUUACAUCAUCUGGACACCAAACAGGCUUUGAGUAAGCAGUUGAAACCACUGGAACUGACGAAGCCAGCUUUGGUCGAACUUGAACCUAAGCCUCUCUCAGACAUAAACGAUCUGCCUGUUGAACGGCCCGAGCCCAAGCGUAGCCAUCAACCACUGCAGGCCAUUCAGCCACAACCCAACUUCAGUGUCCCGCCGCCUGCAGAGCAGCAGAGUCACCAGAGACCGCCACAGACACUCUUUCCAAGCAUCCUCAAAAACACGCCCGCUAAGCCAAGUGGCACCCUGGGCCACAAAAGCACUCGCAGGCGUUGGGGUCAGGCGGUGUUCAAGUCUGGGGACAGCUGGGAAGAGUCUGAAGAGUACAAUUUUGGAGCCUCCCAUUCCAAGAAACCAAGCAUGGGCGUUUUCAAAGAAAAGAGGAAAAAAGAUUAUCCGUUUCGGCUUCCCGAGUCUAUACCCCCAGACGCCAACCACUUAGCAGAGGAGACCAAAAACUUACCUCCCGCUGUUUCCUUAAAAUCUGAUUCUGAAUUAUCAACUGCUUCAACAGCUAAGCAGUACUAUUUGAAACAAUCGAGAUACCUUCCAGGUGUAAAUCCUAAGAAUGUGUCUUUGAUAAGCAGUAGAAAGGACGCGAAUCCAUACACUUGGAAUAAUCCGUUAUUCUCUAAGUCCUUGGCGCCCCUUGGGGCAGAAUUUGCUUUCAAGAGAAGCAAUGCAGGGAAUCGUGGAGGUUAUGCUACUUACAAUCAGUCAGGAUAUAUUCCUUCCUUUCUCAAAAAAGAAGUCGGGUCAGCUGGCCAAAGGAUCCAUUUAGCACCUCUGGGUGCCACACCUUCAGCUUUUUCUACAGAUGGUGAUAGGAGGAAAGAAUACACCUGGACCACAAAGACUGGUCGGGGCCAGUUUUCAGGACCUACUUACAAUCCUACGUCCAAAACUCUGAACCUUGUGACCCGUGCGCAGCCAGUUCACUCUGUGCACGGAAGAACAGACUGGAUGGCCAAGUACGGGGGCCAUCGAUAGGAGGUACUGGCAUGGUGUCCAAGCAUUGUCUCACAGGGUGUGCCAGGCACCCCCCUCGGUAAACGUCUCCAGGUGUCUCUUUCUACCGCGCUCUGGAAGAAAUACGCUACAGUGGAUACUUCAAAGAGCAAAACUCACCUCCUGUUUUCUUUCCUUCCCAGCAUUGAAAUGGAUUUUCUUAGCAUCAUUGCCCACGUGCUGAUACACGGAUAGGACUUUACAAAGUAUUGAAUAAACUAUUUGCCAAAGUAUCAAGUAUUUGUUCUACAAAUUAAUAGAGAGUCAAUGUGAUAAGCAACCCUUUUUUUAAAAAAUGCCUCCAGAGAGCUGUUCCGUGAGGUGGGUGUCCAUCUGUGGCACAUCUGCCUCCACUGCUCAUUGUGUCGGCAUUUGGGAGCCGUCGGCCCUAGAGUGUGGCUCUGCCCCAUUUUCAUCAGCGCCCCGAGGAUAGGCCUCUGUGCUGUCAGCGAGGGUGCAGCUUUGGCUCUGACUCUACCCUUUGGCAAUGGCAGACAUUGUCAUUUGUCCCUUGCGUUUCUACUUUGAAACCAUGGAAACAAUGGUAAUUCCAAUCGAGCAGAAUGGCUUUCUUAGAAAAAAAAUUUAUUUUUUACCCUCGGGUAUACCAAAACUAGACACUCUGAUUUUAGGUGAGAAAGCCUGUGGUUAGCCAUUGACCAAUAAAACUUAACUUCUGGUGGCCGUCACAUCCGCUGGUUUGAGGACCCCACAGUUAGCCAAGGACAGCUUUGCUUCUCUUCAUGACACGGAGGAAGUCUGGGAAACUGAGUAGGACGUCUGUCCAUCAGACUUUCCAAAUAGCUGCAUGUGUGCAUGAGCUGCCCUCAAAGCAAACUCUUGCUGCUGCAGGUCACGGGUCUUGCCUUGACCUUGACACUGGCUCUGAGGAGCAGGUGUGUUCAGUUGCAACGGCAGUGGUUUCACUGAGGACAUUUCCUGUCCCCGCCCACUCCCCCUUCGCUUUAUUUCCAGAUUGGUAUUUAUUUGAAGUAGAUACUUUGAAUUUACAACUAUUUAAACCUGCCAUUUUCGGGGACUGGGCAUUGUUAGUACUGUAUAUUCUUUUUAAAGAAGAAUAAUGUUAUCAACUGCUGAUAUUUUUAUGUAUUGUAUGACUUUGUAACAAAUGCUGAUGGAGCUGGUGUCAUCUUGUGAGCAUUAUCCAAAGACACAUUCUAAAUAAGAAUGGUAUUUUCGCUACAGGAAUCUCCACUCACCUUGUUGAAAAAUAUGUUAAAAUCUAAAGUGUAGUUUAUUUUGAUGGUAACAUGCCACAAGGUUAAUCUUUAUGGUGAUGUGUAGUUGUAUAGUUUGCAUUGAUGUUUCAAAGCUAAAAUACUAUUUUCUGUUGCUGAAAAAAUGAAUAGAUAUUAAAACAAGUGUGGUUCA